Leucoraja erinaceus (little skate) is the source of this 3009-nucleotide messenger RNA. RefSeq names its product fibrinogen like 1B (gene fgl1b). The record is from RefSeq and is a predicted model, not a curated record. NCBI's taxonomy places the organism in Eukaryota, Metazoa, Chordata, Chondrichthyes, Rajiformes, Rajidae.
GGUGGGGCAUCGCCAAAAAAAUGGUUGGGAACCGCUGAUCUAAACCUUCCGUCCCAUCUUUGUUCAACUCAGCUAUGAAUGAGAUUGGAUCCUACACUUCAGUCUCAAAUUCUUCAAGAACUAAGGGCAAAGCUGAUUUCAUCAAUAUGGUGAUGAACAUUCAAGUUCAAGAUCAAGAGAGUUGAUUGUCAUGUGUCCCAGAUAGGACAAUGAAAUUCUUGCUUUGCUUCAAAACAUUGAUGUCAAAUGUGGAAACAAGGAACUGCAGAUGAUGGUUUACAAAAGGACACAAAGUCCUGGAGUAACUCAGCAGGUCAGGCAGCAUCUUCAGAGAACAUGGAUAAGUGACGUUUUGGUUCAGACAUAUUGAUAUCAAGGGUAUGGAUUCUAAACAGUCCCUGAGGUAAUUCAAACAGGAUUUUGGGUAUCGAGUACAAAGGCUGGGACUUUUUUUGGUGGCAAAGUUGGAUCAACAUGCUACAGCUGUUUAAGUCGUUGGUGAGACCACACUUGGAGCACGGUGUGCAGUUGUGGUCACCCAGCUACAGGGAGGAUGUCAUUAAGUUGAAAAUGGUGCAGAAGAGAUUCACCAGAAUGGUGCUUGGGCCUGCGGGCUUGAGUUAAGGGGAGAGGGACUUCAGUUUAGUUUAUUGUCACGUGUACUGAGGUACAGUGAAAAGCUAUUGUUGCAUGCUAACCAGUCAGCAGAAAGAAAAAAAUACAUUACAAUUGAGGCAUUUACAGUGUAUAGGUACAUGAUAAGGGAAUAAUAAUUCUAGCAGGAGGGUGAUGGGUGCAUUCAACAAGCUUGCAUUGGAGGUCGCUGAGGCAGGUACUGUAACAGCAUGUUGGUCAGCAUGGACAAAUUGGGUCGAAUGGACUGUUUCCAAGCUGUAUGGCACUAUGACUAGUGUUUCUGAUAUUAGCUUCGCAUCCAUCUUGGCUGCGGACCAGAUUAUCCAGUAUUAAUAUGAACUUAAAUAACAUGACAAAUUUUACAAUAUUAUGUGUGGCUUUUAGCCAUUCCUUUAAAAUGAUUAAAUGGACACCAAGCCAUAUUUGUUAUGUAUUAUUCUCAUAGUUACACAGUACAAGUGCAAGUGCCUUUGAAAUGUUGUUGUCGUAUGUGUCUCCACCACCUCCUUUGGCAGCUCGUUCCGUAUCUUCAUAUCCACCCUAUCUAUUCCCCUCAUGAUUUUAUACAUCUUGAUGAGACCACCCCUCAUCCUGCUGCUGUCCAAAGAAUAGAGACCUAGCCUGUCCAACCUCUCCCUGUAUCUCAGGCCCUCGAGUCCGAACAACAUCUUUGCAAAUUUCCCCAGCACUCUUUCCAACCUAUUCCUCAAUUUAUAUUGUGCUUAUAUAAUGAAGCCGUGAAUCUGUAAACAUAGACUUAUGCAAAAGACAUGAAAAGAUGCCCCGCAUUUCAAAAUGCUACAAAUUGGGAGUGGUGUAGUGUGGGGAAAGAUCACAGCACGAUGAUGAAAUAACCCACUCUGGGGACUUUAAUUUGAACCAUCUGAGUGCUUGCAGUGAUAUCAACAAGUUUGGAGCAUUCCUAAUCGCUCAACUCUUCAGGCACACGCAGAACCACAGGAAUAUCCUCUGCUAUUCAUUGUAUUCCUCUAAUUUAGGGGGUUGCACUCGAUGCCAUGCUGCUACUGGCCUUUCUACUUCUCUUCAAUCAAAGUUUUGCAAGUCACAGGGCUUUGGACAAUGACACGUGCAAGAUUGAAAUCGCCAGGCUCCGCCUACAACUGCAAAACAUGCAGAAUCAGUUCCUGCUUGGAACUUGGCGGCUGAAGUAUCUAAAGGCGGACAAUCGAUACUGGAUAAAUGAACACACCAAAACAAGAAGGAAGGAGCAAGUAGCCGACAUUGAUCCAAAUCUGUUGAUGUAUCACCAUGAUUGCUCGGAGGUGUAUAACAGUGGCAACACCACGAGUGGGUAUUACACACUGAAGCCAUGGUCUGCUGCCGACCCAUUCGUAGCCUACUGCGACAUGUCGGAGGGCGGAGGUUGGACUGUCAUCCAACGGCGCAGCAACGGCAAAGUCAACUUUAACAGAGGCUGGGAUGACUACAAAUCUGGCUUUGGGUUGUUUCAACGGAGGAAUGAUGAGUAUUGGCUUGGAAAUGAAAACAUACACCAGAUCCUGGCUCCAGGAAAGUACAUAAUGAAGGUCGACCUGACAGAUUGGAACGGAGAAGAACGAUAUGCAACGUAUGAGAAGUUUAACAUUUCAGAUGAAAAGGAUAAGUACCGGCUGUGCUUCGGAAGCUACAUUGGCACGGCAGGAGAUGCGUUGUCGGGAGGCUUGAUCCCAUGGGAGCAGUGGUCAUCUUCUCACAACGGGAUGCAGUUCAGUACAUCCGACCACGACAACGACCGGUACACUCAGGGCAGCUGUGCACACGAAGGCAGAAGCGGCUGGUGGUUUAACAGGUGCCAUGCGGCCAACCUUAAUGGUAAGUAUUAUCGCCGUGGCAACUACAGCGCCAAGAACGACAACGGGGUCGUGUGGAACACGUGGAGAGGCUGGUGGUACUCUCUGAGGUUCACCAGCAUGAAAGUCCGCCCACUCUACUACUUAGCUGAAUUGGGAAGCGGGGACUACGACAAUAUUAUUGGCUAAUACUUACUCUGAAGCAACUGCAUUUCCAUCUCAUUCUCAAAAUUAUUUUGUCUAAAUAAUGGAAAAUAUAUUUGGCAGCCAAACUGUAUACAAUGAGCCCCGAUGUAGUGGCUAAUAUUCUCUAUAUUUUUUUUACAGUAAAUUGUUUCUCUAAUUUUGAUUGCAAAAUGACAACCCUUUACAAUAGAUCGGCCAUGAUCGAGUGGUGGAGCAGACUCGAUGGGGCCCAAUGGCCUAAUUCUGCUCCUAUGUCUUAGUGAGUGGACAUGUUCUACAAAAGGACUGUUUGUUAGGGUCAUCUUAAAGGCGCAGGUUGGUGCUGUACUGAGAAAAGAAAUUGACACAUGCCACUUGAAAGAACCGAUAACCCCCC